Molecule: messenger RNA, 1694 nt
Organism: Lingula anatina
Lineage: Eukaryota; Metazoa; Brachiopoda; Lingulata; Lingulida; Lingulidae
Product: neuropeptide CCHamide-1 receptor
Biological process (GO): G protein-coupled receptor signaling pathway
Cellular component (GO): plasma membrane
Molecular function (GO): neuropeptide receptor activity
Source: RefSeq, a predicted model, not a curated record
ACUUCUCACUUUGAAGUGCAAGUAUUCUCUUUGUUCGUGACUGACAAAUGUCAAAAAACACUCAUGCCGUAGGUCUACCAACGGGAACUGUCUACACAUUACCGGUACCACAGAAGUGAGCAGAGUAUGAAAGGAAAGGUGAUAAUAGCAAGAGAUAGUGACAUAAGAGACUGUUGACGUUCGGUGGGCGGCAUUAAACGGUCUAUUCUGACGCUGAUUGAUCACCAUGGCAGAGAUUCUGAUGGGUUUGAAAAAUAAGGUAUUGCUAUGGAGCCAUUUAAAUGAAGAGACAGAGUCGUUGCACCUCAAUCACACAAAUGUUGCCGCCAUGAUCACUACUCCGGCCAUGGAGGCUGACAACGAAACCUACACCGGAGACGACAGCGGUCUCCGCGCACAAGCCAUCGCGGCCAUUGUGGUCCCCAUCAUAUUUGGACUUAUAUUCGUUGUUGGCAUUUUUGGUAACGGAACCCUCAUCUUCACAAUUUUAAAAAACCAGUCAUUGCGGAAUGGACCGAACAUUAUGAUUGUGAGUUUAGCUGCUGGUGACUUUCUCCUUAUAGCUAUAUCAGUACCGUUUCUGGCGACUUCAUAUACCUUUCCGUACUGGCCAUAUGGGAACUUCAUGUGUAAACUGACAGAAUACCUUAGAAUAGUAAGUUUGGGUAUAUCAGUAUUCACUCUAAUAACGCUGAGUGCUGACCGCUAUAUCGCCAUCGUCAGCCCGGUUAAAAUCCACAAGGCCAGCAAUUAUAGGAAAACGCUGAUAAUGGUGGCAUCCACGUGGAUCUUGUCGCUGGUGCUUGGAAUCGUUACAGCAGUUUCCUUUGGUACCGUCACCGAAGACGGAGUAGAGGGUAGUGCAUUAGAGCAUUGUUACCCGUAUGCGCAAGGCUGGCCCGAUUGGUAUCCCAAGUUUGACGUUCUGUUCAAAUUUCUCGUGUACUUCACCCUCCCGGUUUUGAUAAUAGCGUAUUUCUACAUAUCGAUGGCCAUUUCGCUGUUCCACAGCGCCGACCGUAUGCCUGUGGAGGAAUGCAUGGACACCCGGAACACUAGCCAUUACCGCAAACAAAUAGAGGGGAGAAAGAAAGUUGCGAAAGUGGUUUUGUCUUUUGUGGUAAUAUUUAUUUUAUGUUGGCUGCCUCGCCAUGCAUACCUGAUCUGGUUCCAUGUCGACGAAAACGGGAACAUGAACCUCUUCUGGUAUGUUUUCAAAAUAGUUGGGUUCUGCCUGGCUUUUAUCAACUCUUGCGUCAACCCUCUGACUUUGUACAUCUUAAGCAAGCAGUUCAGACGACAUUAUAACAGGAGCGUGUUCUGCUGCCGUCGAUGUAAGAGACAGAUUCCAAAAAACGGACAGAAAUCCCAGAGUUCCUUGGGUUACCAGUUAACAACCGCCGAUGGGAACGGCACAGGAGCCCUGGUGAGACGGUCCAGCACCAGCCUCACCGCUCUACAACACACUUGAACAUCGAGGAGGACGAAGAAGAGGCGCUGGAACUGGAGAUACGAACUCUGGGAGGGGGUAACUAAAGCUCUAUUCUCAUCAAGAGGUACAUUUAAAUAGACCGGUCCAGUUACAAACAAUGCCAACUUAGUACACUGGCUUUCAAGUGAGCUAAUCACCUAAACGGAACCCCCGUGCUCGACACAGCCAAUUAAUAUACUUAGCAACAGGAAGGGGACUUGUA